GGCCAUUUUACAAAGUUUUUCGUUGGUUGCACACGAGGGAUCGAGGUUGUCGGCUACGUCAUGAUGGGCAGUUCCGUCUCCAGCUGCAUCUCAUCCUUCCUGAUUGGUCGGCUGAUGAAGUGCGUCAGCAGGUUUGCACUCUUCAUCGUUGGGGGCGCUACUUACCUGCUGGUACUAGUUUUCAUGUUGGUCUGGGACCCUGACCAGGGCAGAUUGUGGCAUCUCGUUCUGAUGGCUGUGGCGGUUGGCUUUGCGAGAGCAAGCAUUGCUACGAUAAGCUCAACUCUUUUGGGAAUGCUGUUUGUAUGUCAACAAGAGGCAGCGUUCGGCAAUCUGUGCUUCUGGCAGUCCCUGGGCUCCGCCGCCAUAUUGGCCCUUGGUAUCCCACAAUCCAUGUGUGCCUACCACGUGAUCUCAAUCGUCAUGUGCAUCCUCGUGUUCGCCCUGGGCAUGUACUGUUUGCUGGAGCUGCGAUUGAAGCGAGAGCAGACACCAGGCGAGAAGAAGCCUGAGAAGGAGGCUGAGGGGAAAGAAAUGACGACAGAAAUGUUGGCCAUUGCAGAGCCGACCAACAACGAAAUAUCAAUCGACUGAUGAUAUGUAGAGAUCCCUAUCAUACCUAUGAACCUAUCCAGGGGCUGUCUAGUAUGCAGCUUUUACCAUGAGCCGAGGUUAGCACCGGUGACUCGCUUUGCGCGCGCAGAAUGCAUAUUUAUGAAUCAUGGCGGUAAAGGUACCCAUAAUGCUUCCCGUUUAUUUUUUUGAAUGAAAUGAGUCGCCCCGAUCACCAUUCGAUAUUGCAGUUGGUACGAGCAGCAUAACAGCAUACACCGAAUAGCUCUUUGUGCAAGAAUUCGUUUCAGUUGAAAAUUGAAACAAAAAUGUGUUUAUAUUUAAAAACCAAACAUAAUUAUAAACAUUAACUGACUCCAAUUUACAAAUAGAGCUUCUGUCAAGCUGAUUAUAACAUGCUGUAUUCGUUUUCAAAUUUUACAUUUUAAACUUUUUGAAAUUAAAGUUUAAUUUAUUUACUGCAACACAGUGAUUGUUAUAUUUUUAAAUUAUCAAAUGUUUACUACAACACGGUGACUGUUAAAGUUCAAGGGGCUCUCG
Messenger RNA from Patiria miniata (bat star), 1113 nucleotides. RefSeq names its product protein unc-93 homolog A-like. The transcript has 4 exons. NCBI's taxonomy places the organism in Eukaryota, Metazoa, Echinodermata, Asteroidea, Valvatida, Asterinidae. Bases 61 to 594 code for a protein of 177 amino acids. The record is from RefSeq and is a predicted model, not a curated record.